GAUGUUAUGGACAAUAUUACCGGGCAGAACCAAUUCUAUGAGACCCAGGUCAUCAAGAAAGAGAACGAGUCAGGCUAUGAGAGGAGACCUUUGGAAAUGGAGCAGCAGCAGGCCUCUUGCCCAGUGGAAGUGAAGACAGAGAUGAAGCAGGAAGGACCCACCAGCUUCCUCCCACCUGAAGCAUCUCAGCUCAAGCCAGACAGACAGCAAUUCCAAAGUCGCAAGAGGCUUUAUGAAGAAAACCGGGGAAGGGGGUACUUCAAGCACCGAGAGGAUAGGAGGGGUCGCUCUCCUCAGCCUCCCGCCGAAGAGGAUGAAGAUGAUUUUGAUGACACUCUUGCUGCCAUCGACACCUAUAACUGUGACCUCUACUUCAAGGUGGCCGGAGACCGGAGUAGUGGCUACCCACUGGCAACUGAGGGCUUCACAUACCUGUGGUCUGGAGCCCGUGCCAGCUAUGGGGUCAGAAGGGGCCGUGUGUGCUUCGAGAUGAAGGUCAAUGAGGAAAUCUCCGUGAAACACCUUCCAUCUACGGAGCCUGACCCACACGUUGUCCGUAUCGGCUGGUCCCUUGAUUGCUGCAGCACCCAACUAGGCCAAGAGCCUUUCUCUUAUGGCUAUGGAGGCACUGGGAAGAAGUCCACCAAUAGCCGGUUUGAAAACUACGGAGACAAGUUUGCAGAGAAUGACGUGAUUGGCUGCUUUGCGGACUUCGAAUGUGGAAAUGACGUGGAACUUUCCUUUACCAAGAAGGGGAAGUGGAUGGGCAUUGCUUUCCGAAUUCAGAAGGAAGCCUUGGGGGCUCAGGCCCUCUACCCUCAUGUUCUGGUGAAGAAUUGUGCAGUGGAGUUCAACUUCGGGCAGAAGACAGAGCCCUACUGUUCUGUCCUUCCUGGCUUUACCUUCAUCCAGCACCUUCCCCUGAGUGAGCGGAUCCGGGGCUCUGUUGGACCAAAGACCAAGUCAGAGUGUGAGAUUCUGAUGAUGGUGGGCCUGCCCGCUGCGGCGAAGACCACAUGGGCCAUCAAACACGCAGCCUCCAACCCCUCCAAGAAGUACAACAUUCUGGGUACCAAAGCCAUCAUGGAUAAGAUGCGGGUGAUGGGCCUGCGCCGCCCGCGGAACUACGCCGGCCGCUGGGAUGUCCUGAUCCCGCAGGCCGCCCAGUGCCUCAGUCGCCUCAUCCAGAUCGCUGCCCGCAAGAAGCGCAACUAUAUCCUAGACCAGGCAAAUGUUCAUGGGUCAGCUCAGAGACGACAAAUGAGACCAUUUGAAGGCUUCCGGCGCAAAGCUAUUGUCAUUUGUCCCCCUGAUGAGGACGUAAAAGACCGAACAAUAAAGCGAACCGACGAGGAAGGGAAAGCUGUCCCAGAUCAUGCAGUCUUGGAAAUGAAAGCCAACUUCACGUUGCCAGACGUUGGGGACUUCCGAGAUGCGGUGCUGUUCACUGAGCGGCUGCGGGAGGAAGCAGACGAGCUGGUGAGGCAACACAACGAGGAGGGUCGCAAGGCCGGGCCACCCCCUGAAAAGCGCUUUGACAACCGAGGCGGCGGUGGCUUCCGGGGCCGGGGUGGCGGCGGCAGUUUCCAGCGCUACGACAACCGAGGUCCCCCUGGGGGCACCCGAGGAGGCUUCCAGGACCGAGGAGAAGGCAGUGGUGGAGGAAGCAACUACCAAGGAGGUUUCAACCGAAGCGGAGGUGGUGGCUACAGCCAGAACCGCUGGGGUAACAAUAGCCGGGAUAACAACAACCCCACCACCCGAGGCAGCUGCAACCGAGCUCCCCAGCAGCAACCACCCCCCCAGCAGCCGCCGCCGCCCCAGCUACAGCCGCCACCCAGCUACAGCCCUGCUCGGAACCCACCAGGGGCCGGCAGCUACAGCAGGAACAGCAGCAUCCCUGGCUCAAGUGCCAGUACCAGCACCCCCACCGUCAGCAGCUACAGCCCUCCACAGCCGAGGUACAGCCAACCACCCUACAACCAGGGAGGUUACAGCCAGGGCUAUACGGCCCCACCACCUCCACCUCCACCGCCGCCUGCCUACAACCAUGGGAGCUCCGGCGCCUACACCCCCGCUCCAUAUCCCCCGCCGCCGCCGCCGCCAGCCACAGACUACCCUCAGCCCCGCUGUAACCAGGAUCAGCAGUUUGCUCAGCAGUGGAACCAGCACUGUCGGAACCAGGGCCGGUGGCCACCAUACUCCGGGAACUACGACUGCGGGAGUUACACCGGGAACACACAGGGGGGCACGAGCAGGCAGUAG
Molecule: messenger RNA, 2265 nt
Organism: Pteronotus mesoamericanus
Lineage: Eukaryota; Metazoa; Chordata; Mammalia; Chiroptera; Mormoopidae
Product: heterogeneous nuclear ribonucleoprotein U-like protein 1
Cellular component (GO): nucleoplasm
Molecular function (GO): protein binding; RNA binding
Source: RefSeq, a predicted model, not a curated record